AUGGCGAUACAUUUAUACAAAACUUCAACCCUGAGCACACGCAAUGGAGCCGUAGACAGUCAAGUCAAAUCCAAUCCACGAAAUAAUUUGAUCUAUGGACAACAUCGUUGUGGUAAAGGCCAUAAUGCCAGAGAAAUCAUUACCGCAGGGCAUAAAGGGGGAGGUCAUAAGCGUCUAUACCGUAACAUCGAUUUUCGUCGGAAUGAAAAAGACAUAUAUGGUAGAAUCGUAACCAUAGAAUACGACCCCAAUCGAAAUGCAUACAUCUGUCUCAUACACUUUGGGGAUGGUGAAAAAAGAUAUAUUUUACAUCACAGAGGGACUAUAAUUGGAGAUACCAUUGUUUCUAGUACAUAA
This is a messenger RNA of Arachis duranensis, 357 nucleotides long. Its product is annotated as 50S ribosomal protein L2, chloroplastic-like. Gene Ontology annotation, molecular function: structural constituent of ribosome; RNA binding. Bases 1 to 357 code for a protein of 118 amino acids. The record is from RefSeq and is a predicted model, not a curated record. Gene Ontology annotation, cellular component: ribosome. The transcript has a single exon. Lineage: Eukaryota; Viridiplantae; Streptophyta; Magnoliopsida; Fabales; Fabaceae. Gene Ontology annotation, biological process: cytoplasmic translation.